UCUUUAAAUCACACAAGCUUUGACAUUUCACGCAUGCGCACACACGAAGCGAUGGGGAGGCUGUGAAAUCGAUCGUCGAGUGAAGUGCUCCUCCCUGAUCGUGUCACCAUGGCUGACAAACAAAAUGUUCAAAAAAGUGUCAAAAUAGCUGCCGGAGCAGUUGUUUGUGUUGAAAGUGAAAUCAGAGGAGAUGUAACCAUUGGUGCCAGGACGGUGGUCCACCCCAAAGCUCGUAUCAUCGCAGAGGCAGGACCCAUAGUGAUUGGAGAGGGCAAUUUGAUAGAGGAGCAAGCUCUUAUCAUUAAUAGUUACCCUGAGAACAUCAUGCCAGACUCUGAAGGGGUGGAACCAAAGACCAUGACCAUUGGUAUCAACAACGUGUUUGAAGUUGGAUGCGUAUCCCAAGCCUUGAAAAUCGGAGACAAUAAUGUAAUAGAAUCUAAAGCUGAUGUUGGUAGGAAUGUGAUCCUCACCAGUGGCUGUAUCAUCGGGGCCUUCUGCCAGGUCAACACCUGUGAGGUCAUACCAGAAAACACAGUCAUCUAUGGCUCCGGAUGUAUGAGACGAGUACAGACAGAGAGGCCUCAGCCCCAGACUCUCCAGCUUGACUUUCUGAUGAAGAUCCUACCAAAUUACCAUCAUUUGAAGAAAACCGUCAAAGCCAGCCAAAACACUAAGAACUAACUUUACGCUUAUGAGGAAUGACAGAUGGACAUGUUAGUAAGGCAGGAGUUGCCAUAUUUAAAAAAAAAAAAGCUUACAGCUGAGAAGUAUGAAUGUAUAUAAUUAUGUAAAAUGUAGCUUGCUGUCAGUACCUUUUCUCCUUU
This is a messenger RNA of Myripristis murdjan (pinecone soldierfish), 827 nucleotides long. RefSeq names its product dynactin subunit 6. Gene Ontology annotation, cellular component: dynactin complex. The transcript is spliced from 7 exons. Gene Ontology annotation, molecular function: dynein complex binding. Gene Ontology annotation, biological process: mitotic spindle organization. Lineage: Eukaryota; Metazoa; Chordata; Actinopteri; Holocentriformes; Holocentridae. The record is from RefSeq and is a predicted model, not a curated record. The coding region runs from base 109 to 684 and encodes 191 amino acids.